Molecule: messenger RNA, 603 nt
Organism: Strongyloides ratti
Lineage: Eukaryota; Metazoa; Nematoda; Chromadorea; Rhabditida; Strongyloididae
Product: N-alpha-acetyltransferase 40
Exons: 1
Coding region: 1-603 (200 amino acids)
Cellular component (GO): nucleus
Molecular function (GO): histone H4 acetyltransferase activity; histone H2A acetyltransferase activity; protein N-terminal-serine acetyltransferase activity
Source: RefSeq, a predicted model, not a curated record
AUGGGAAAAGCAAAAGCUUCAGAGGUAUAUAAAAAAAUUUGUAAAAAAGCAGGAAAAUUAAAAAAUCCUGUAUCUUCUGCAAAUGCAAUUCCAGAAAAACCAAUGACAAUAUGUAAUAAGGAAAUUGAAUUAUUAUUUCCAUGGGCAACACAUCUAUCAGAUGAGGAUACAGAAUGGGUUUUUGAUUUAUUUAAAAGAAAUAUGUUUGGAAUGUAUCAAAUGUCAAUAGAUGGUUGGAAUGAAACUCAGAAAAGACAGGAACUUUUUGCUACAACUAGUCGAUAUGUUAUUGCUAAAGUUGAAGGUAAAAAUUGUGGUUAUGUUCAUUAUCGUUUUGAUAUUGAUGGAGGUCUUCCAGUUUUAUAUUUAUAUGAAAUUCAAAUUGAAACAAAUAUGCAAAAUAAGGGAUUAGGGGGAUUGCUUCUUUCAAUGUUAGAAAAAACAGCAAAAAAUUUGGAUAUGAAAAAAGUUGUCUGUACAGUUUUUGCCUUUAAUUCACAAAGUUUAGCAUUUUUUCAUAAAAAUAAUUAUACAACAGAUGAAACUUGUCCUGGUGCAGAUGAUGGAGUUGAUUAUUUGAUAUUAUCUAAAAAAUUUGAAUAG